AUGACGAGGAUCGACAAUUUCAAGUCGGAACAAGUCGGACUUGGAAUAUUGCCGUCAGAGACAGUGUUGGAGUUGAAGCACAAAGUGAGCAAUCUCUUGGGUAUUGAUGUACCACAGCAAAGAUUAUUACUCACUGGCAAGACCUUAGCGGACGAAAAUCCGCUAAGUUUUUAUCCGGGAAUCAAAGAUGGCAGUAAGUUAAAUCUUUUGGUGAUCAAGAAGGCAGAGGAAGGCUCCAGCGAAGCAAGAUCUUUGCCUCAACAGAAAGCCGGUAUCCAUCUGCUGAGAGAAGAGGUCUCACGGGUGCUUAGGCAUUACUAUACGGUAUCCGAGACCGAGUCCAUAGUCAAUGAGCUGAUAAAGGACUUGAAAAAUAAAGUGAAUAAUCUUAAUUAUGAUGAUCUAGAGAGACUAGCUACUGCGUUACUCCAGGACCAAGAGAACGUAGCUUAAGGAUCACUCAAGAUUAUUCAAUUUUCGCUUACCAAUUGAUUAUUGUAAUACGAGUUUAUUUAAUUGAAGCAUUGCCUUAUAUUAUAUAUCGAGCCCUUUAAUAAUUGGUACUGUGUAAUUUAAAGCGCGAUCAUAAUGACUAAGCAAGACUUGAAACUUAAUGUACUAUUUACUACGUUUGGAAUCUAAGGCUAAUCUUAUGUGAAGUUUAUUAAAAAUCGCUGUAUGUACACAGACAUGAUAUAUAUCGUGUCGCGUUAUAAAUAAUUAU
Mycetomoellerius zeteki is the source of this 724-nucleotide messenger RNA. Its product is annotated as ubiquitin-like protein 4A. Gene Ontology annotation, molecular function: protein-folding chaperone binding. Gene Ontology annotation, cellular component: BAT3 complex. The record is from RefSeq and is a predicted model, not a curated record. Bases 1 to 453 code for a protein of 150 amino acids. Gene Ontology annotation, biological process: post-translational protein targeting to endoplasmic reticulum membrane; tail-anchored membrane protein insertion into ER membrane. NCBI's taxonomy places the organism in Eukaryota, Metazoa, Arthropoda, Insecta, Hymenoptera, Formicidae. The transcript has 3 exons.